This is a messenger RNA of Chlorella variabilis, 1077 nucleotides long. RefSeq lists its product as hypothetical. The record is from RefSeq and is a predicted model, not a curated record. Bases 1 to 1077 code for a protein of 358 amino acids. NCBI's taxonomy places the organism in Eukaryota, Viridiplantae, Chlorophyta, Trebouxiophyceae, Chlorellales, Chlorellaceae. The transcript has 8 exons.
AUGUCACAAGUGUGGGCCCUUGUGGACCUGGAUGGCGACGGGCGGGUGGACUACCACACGCUCAUCCUGUCGGGCUAUGCCAACCCCAAUGGCGUCGCCUGGCGGGAUGGCGACCUGUUCAUCGGGUUGCCCACCCGCAUCGUGCGGCUGGACAACAUCGACCGGUAUGCGCUGCACAAGAAGCCCUACACCAGGACGCCGACCACCGUGCUGGAGCUGCCCGUCCAGGACUUCCACCAGUCGAGAUACCUGUCGUUCGGGCCCAACGGGAAGCUGUACUUCGGCAUAGGCAUGCCCUGUGACGUCUGCGUGCCGCCCACCUACCGCCGGAACGCCACCUCGCCCAAGUUUCUGCACGGCUCCAUCCACCGCGCCAACGCCGACGGCACAGGCGUGGAGCUCUGGGCCUCGGGCCUCAGGAACAGCGUGGGCUUUGACUUCCACCCACGCACCCGCAAGCUCUACUUUGCUGACAACGGGGCGGACUCUAUCGGCGGCGUCAUGACCGCCAACCGGCCUGACGACAAGCUGGGGUAUGCGCCGCGGAAGGGGCUCAACUUUGGGUUCCCAUACUGCCACACAACCGGGCGUGGCGGCGAGGCAAAGAAGCCCCGGCUGCGCCUCCCCGGGGUCGGCACCCCGCUGCCCGACCCCACCCUGAAUGCCCGCCAGCGUGCUGUCAAGUGCAAGAGCAGCAAGGUCACGCCCAGCAUCCAGGCGCUGGGGCCGCACGUGGCGCCGCUGGGCAUGCGCUUCUACUCCUGGCGCGCCGCCCGCUCCGCCUUCCCCAGGGCCUAUGACGGCUCCCUCCUGGUGGCGGAGCACGGCAGCGGCGGCCUCAACGCCACAGACCGCCUGGGGUACAGGGUGGUGCGUGUGGUGCUGAGCAAGGCGGGGGACAGGGUGGUCAGGCACGAGCGCUUCAUCAGCGGCUGGCUGCAGAAGGAGGGGACCCCAGACUCCAGCAUCGUCGGGCGCCCGGUGGACCUGCUGCAGCUCCCCGACGGCUCGCUGCUCAUCUCAGACGACGGCGCCGACUGUGUGUGGCGGGUGACGUACAAGCGGCCGAAGCGGUGA